Meriones unguiculatus (Mongolian gerbil) is the source of this 731-nucleotide messenger RNA. Its product is annotated as serine/arginine repetitive matrix protein 1-like. NCBI's taxonomy places the organism in Eukaryota, Metazoa, Chordata, Mammalia, Rodentia, Muridae. The record is from RefSeq and is a predicted model, not a curated record. The coding region runs from base 1 to 627 and encodes 208 amino acids. The transcript has 4 exons.
AUGAUCCCUGAAAGUAUAGUCUUAGCUUCACGGCGCGCCCGUCGCCGCACUGCACCAACACACACCACUUCUACCUCACGGCGACUUACGCCGAGCGGCCCCAAGCCUUCCCUCUCGCCGCCGCCACCGCACGCGGCGUCGGCCCCCAGCCUAGUGCCAACGUCCCCGACCAAACCCUCGCGCUACCACGUCCACCGGGCACUUCCAGCCGCUACGCCAAUCGACGGACGGCUACCUACAGUCCCGCCCACUGACGCCCGCGUACGCACGCGCGCUCCGACACGCGGACCCGCCGCCCGGGAGCGCGCCUCCCCGGGGGCGCAGGCCUCUCCGUGCCAGCCGCGCCGCCUGGCGCCCUACGCUGCCCCAAAGCAAGAAGCCCGGCGGAGCCCAACGCAGGUUCACACUCUGGCCCAAGACAGAGGCCUUUCAUGUUGCAUCUGUCACACAACAGAGGGGAAAAGUUGCUGUCUGGUACAAAAGCAAUGCCUUUUAGGGAGUGAGGACAGCUCUAAACAGGUCCAACUAUGCAGCCAUGACGACCUUGGGACUCACUAUGUCUGCAUGCCUCUGCCACCAAGUGCUGGGACUAAAGGCGUGCAUUUCUGGCAACCAAAAUAUGUUUGAGACCCCAAUUAUCUUUCUAUGUGCAUGAACACAGCUCACUUACUGCAAAUAUAUUUACUUCCUCCUACUAAAGUGGGUUUAUUAAACUUCUUUUUUUUUUUUAA